Molecule: messenger RNA, 1227 nt
Organism: Brenthis ino (lesser marbled fritillary)
Lineage: Eukaryota; Metazoa; Arthropoda; Insecta; Lepidoptera; Nymphalidae
Source: the annotation of a GenBank genome assembly
AUGUCAGCGGGUGACAUGUGCGUGUCGGCGGCGCGAGCGGGCCCGGCAGCGCGAUGGCACCCCGCGUGCUUCGUGUGCAGCACCUGCCACGAGCUGCUGGUGGACCUCGUCUACUUCUGGAAGGACGGCCGCCUGUACUGCGGCAGACACCACGCCGAGACCUUGAAACCAAGGUGUUCUGCAUGCGAUGAGAUAAUCCUUGCUGACGAAUGUACGGAAGCUGAGGGCAGAGCGUGGCAUAUGAAACACUUCGCGUGUGCCGAAUGCUCGCGUCAGCUGGGCGGGCAGCGGUACAUAAUGCGUGAGGCGAGGCCUUACUGCCUGCCGUGCUUCGACAAUUGCUUUGCAGAGUACUGCGACGCUUGCGGUGAACCCAUAGGUGUCGACCAAGGCCAGAUGUCUCAUGAAGGGCAGCACUGGCACGCCACGGAACGAUGUUUCGCUUGCCAUACAUGUCGCGCCAGCUUGCUAGGACGUCCGUUCUUACCUAGAAAGGGAGCUAUCUACUGUUCAAUAGCGUGUUCAAAAGGUGAACCCCCCACACCGUCAGACUCUUCCGGUCCCGGGCCUCGACCACCAAGAGUUCCUCGACCCAGAAGAAUGCCUUCUCCAAAAUCACCAGCGAGAUCACCUCAAAGAGAACCAUCCCUUCAUAUAGAUGCAGAUUCGGAGCCGAGUGCCUCUCUAGCUCCGGAGUCUCCCCCGCCACACCCACCACCACCACCACAUGCUUGCCUUAGCUUAGAUAGAGCACUAGCGGACCUAAGGUUAGAACAAUCAUUGACCGAGCACCAAAUACAGCCCACGCCUACUUCGGAAGAAAUGAACGAGUCUCCAGAGCCACAUUGGAAGCCUCCACAUCCGGUCGAGGCGCAGACUGUGGUGACCCCGGGCCACUCUACGUCUAUGCCAGAAUUGACACUUGUAGACGGCAAAGGAUCUCAGAGAAAACCAAGAGGGGGAAGAACGGUAAGAUUUUGCGGUGACGACAAUGAAGCGUUCGAGCCCGACGAACCGAUAAGGAAAGAAAAAGUUAAAGAUGAAGACGCCAAUAGCUACUGUAGCACCUGUUCCUCGUCGUCCUCGUCGACGGAAUCGUACACGCUGCCUACGAGACGAGCGUACGGCGGCGUGAGAAUAUCGUACGUACCCAACGACGCUGUGGCGUGUGCGAAGCGUGAAAGACAGAGAAAAAAUGCUCAAAACGAUAAAAACUGCAUCAUUUCG